This is a messenger RNA of Rhagoletis pomonella (apple maggot), 695 nucleotides long. RefSeq lists its product as uncharacterized. Lineage: Eukaryota; Metazoa; Arthropoda; Insecta; Diptera; Tephritidae. The transcript is spliced from 4 exons. The record is from RefSeq and is a predicted model, not a curated record. Gene Ontology annotation, cellular component: nucleus. Bases 162 to 695 code for a protein of 177 amino acids.
UUCUGUAACUCUUAGCAAUAAAAAAAUUGUUAGGUUACAUAACAACUUUUGCCGUUUGCACUAACAAUUGUGUGAUUCUCUAACUCUUGCUUAACAGCGAAAAACAGCUGAUUAUUCCUUUUUAUUUAAAAUGAUGAAAUGUGGCAUCUCAGUCGAGAUAAAUGUCAAAUAUGCGAAAAGUACAAAGAGGAAUAAGAAAAAAAACUUAUUUCCUUCCCGCGGAAACGGAAUUUUUAGCGCCAGCAACGUAUUGCAAUUUUAAAAGGAUGUCUAUCCAGCCGACGAAAAGGAGCCGUGCAUCGGGGGAGCAGUUAAGCGCGAUGCUUGACUUUCUGGGUGAAAACCCGAAUGUGGCGAGCGGCAAGUUCCAGAAGCUCCAUGGCAAGUUGGAGAACACCAAAAAGUGGGCAGAGAUGGCAGAUAAAUUAAAUUCUCUUGGGGGGGCUGCCAAAUCUGUGGAGCAAUGGCAAAAUGUCUGGCGCGACCUAAAAAGUCGAACAUCGACGCGAGUUCGUGAUCGUAAGAGGGAGCAAGCAUUGACGGGGAAUAUACCGCUUCAACAGCCUCCCUUGAACGAAUUGGAGAAGCGGGUAAUAGCUCUAGUGGGAAGCAGCUAUAUGGAGGGGCAACCGGAUGUCCAGGAGAAUAUUCCCAUGGAAGAGGAACUGCAAUUAACAUUGGGGGGCGGCGGAUGA